Messenger RNA from Rhinocladiella mackenziei CBS 650.93, 891 nucleotides. RefSeq lists its product as uncharacterized. The record is from RefSeq and is a predicted model, not a curated record. NCBI's taxonomy places the organism in Eukaryota, Fungi, Ascomycota, Eurotiomycetes, Chaetothyriales, Herpotrichiellaceae. Bases 1 to 891 code for a protein of 296 amino acids. The transcript has a single exon.
AUGGUCGUCUCCACAAGAAGCAAAGCAAAACAGUCUCACUUGGAGGAUUUUGAGAAUGUGGAUUCGAAAACGAACCCGGAACCAAAGGGCGCAUCAGGUCCAAAAUCCAUGAACAAGAAGCUGGAUACCUCGAGACUCAAAGCCACCGACACUCUGCGGCCAACCACAAUAACAGAGAUAAAGAAAGACCCCCAGCCUCGCAUUCGCAAACGCAAACGCAAACUGCUAGAAGCCCAAGCACAGCCUCAACCAUCACCACCAGUGAAGAAACAAAGACAAAGCCGACUCACCAAACCAGACAAGACGACAAGCAAAGUAGUCUCUCCAUCUGCCUCUGCAUCCGCAAAGCCCAAGCCGAUCCUCAUCAACCGCUCUCCUGUCCUCCAACUCUGGUCUGCGUGCGUCGCCCAGAAACUGCAUCCGGACCUCUCAUGGCCGACGAGUAUCGCUGUCGGUUCUGCCAUCGCAACGUUCUGCGCCAUCUCUAAGGGUCGUGCGAUCGGCACGAUCGAACCCUCCUCGACCACCAAAGAGGAGAAAGCCGAGCGGAGGCGUCAGGACCAAGUGAAGUCCGAGCGGGAAGUAACCGUCAUGGGCUUCAAGAUCCUGCUGCCCAAGGAGGACGGUGUAGUGCUGGCACUGGGAAAGCGAAAGCCAGGGAACGAGGGCGCCUUGAAGGCGAAGUUCGGAGACGAGGAGAAUUAUGCGCGCCUGAAGAACACAAUGGAGGCGGCGAUUGAAAAGUGGAGCGGGAGAGAGGAUGAGCUGGGUAAGAAGGCAUUUGGGAUGUAUGAGAAGUUUCGGCCAAGUGUGCAGAGUGGACAAGGGGGUUGGGGGAGGAAAGGGGAAUUGAAACUGGAGACGAUCGAGGAAGUGGUAAAGGGAGAGUAA